This is a messenger RNA of Pelecanus crispus (Dalmatian pelican), 1337 nucleotides long. The record is from RefSeq and is a predicted model, not a curated record. Lineage: Eukaryota; Metazoa; Chordata; Aves; Pelecaniformes; Pelecanidae.
GGUAUAUGUCACAAGGAAAACACGCAGAAGCAAGAGAACUAAUGUAUUCAGGGGCUUUGCUGUUCUUCAGUCAUAACCAGCAAAACAGUGCUGCUGAUCUGUCCAUGCUAGUUUUGGAGUCUUUGGAGAAAUCGGAUGCAAAAGUAGCAGAUGACCUUUUAGAAAACUUGGCUAAAUUGUUUAGUUUAAUGGAUCCAAAUUCUCCCGAAAGAGUGGCUUUCGUAUCCAGAGCACUAAAAUGGUCUAGCGGGGGAUCAGGAAAACUUGGACAUCCGAAACUACACCAGUUACUAGCAAUUACCCUGUGGAAAGAGCAAAACUAUAGUGAAUCUCGGUAUCACUUCUUGCACUCCACAGAUGGCGAAGGAUGUGCAAAUAUGCUAGUAGAAUACUCCUCAUCCAGGGGAUAUCGCAGUGAGGUGGACAUGUUUGUAGCACAGGCAGUACUACAAUUUCUCUGCUUAAAAAAUAAGACCAGCGCAUCAGUUGUUUUUACAACAUACACACAGAAACAUCCUUCAAUAGAAAAGGGUCCACCCUUUGUUCAACCACUGCUAAACUUCAUCUGGUUUCUGUUAUUGGCAGUUGAUGGAGGAAAACUAACAGUAUUUACAGUAUUGUGUGAACAGUAUCAACCUUCGCUGAAAAGAGAUCCCAUGUAUAAUGAGUACCUAGAUAGAAUAGGACAGCUUUUCUUUGGUGUUCCGCCCAAGCAGACAUCGUCCUACGGAGGAUUACUAGGAAACCUUUUAAACAGUCUGAUGGGAACUGGAGAAGAUGACGACACAGAAGAUGGUCAGGAAGAUAGCAGUCCUAUCGAGCUCGACUGAAUGUUGUUGUCAUUGGGUGCCAUGUAAAUCUGAUGAUUCGAUGACUCCAAAGACAGUUUUGGAAUUUGAAUCCUGCGGUUGUUUCUUGGCGCCUAAAAGGGCUCCUCCAGUCUUUUAGAAAUGGUUGCUGAAAUGUUUAUAAUGUUCGGUCUAUAUUAUUUAUGUAAAAAAAGAAAGAAACCAACAAAAAGUAGCCAAACGAACCAAUCGGAGCAAUUGUUAGCAAGUUUCCAAUACAGCGGCUGGUGACUUUGAUUAAAAUAUAGUCUUCUAUGGUUUCUGAUGCAGUAUUCCCUUUUGCACAGUAAUUCAAUAAAGCAUAAAUAUGGGUCUUGUACUUCACGGCCUACCCAAUACCACCUUUGUUACGAGAAAGCCUCCUUGACCUCUGCCACCUCCAAGGAAGAUCUUGAAAGGCAGGGUGAUCAAUUGAAUAAUUUAUUUGCGAGGCUGGUGCCAAAAGUACUGCAAGACGAGCCAAGCAGCAUAAUUUGAGAUGCACAUCCA